AGGUUUUAAUUUCCAUGGCCCCAUAUGCAAACAGGUGUAUGGAAAUACCUUAGCUUGUCAGCUGUCAUCUUCAAUGGCUCCUUCUCUGCAUUUCUUCUCAUUUUUCAUUAUUUUUUACUCCCACAACUAGCCCUAGCUACCUCGAUCUAUUUAUUCACACCUAAAUUCGUCACUACUUUUGCACCAGGAAGGAAUCGCAAAAUGACGACGUACGGCGUCGUUUUAGUAUCUGCAUUUCUGUUCAUCAUGGCGAAGUCGGCUUAUGGAUACUACGGCGGCGGCGGCUGGAUUGGCGCCCACGCCACCUUCUACGGCGGCGGCGACGCUUCUGGAACCAUGGGCGGAGCUUGUGGCUAUGGCAAUCUGUACAGCCAGGGGUACGGCACGAGCACGGCGGCGCUGAGCACGGCGCUGUUCAACAACGGGCUGAGCUGCGGCGCGUGCUUCCAGCUGAUGUGCGUGAACGAUCCGAAAUGGUGUCUGCGCGGCUCGAUCAUCGUGACGGCGACGAAUUUCUGCCCGCCCGGGGGGUGGUGCGACCCGCCGCGCCACCACUUCGACCUGUCGCAGCCGGUGUUUCUGAGGAUCGCGCAGUACAGGGCGGGGAUCGUGCCGGUGGCGUACCGCCGGGUGCCGUGCCGUAGAAGGGGAGGGAUAAGGUUCACAAUCAACGGCCACUCGUAUUUCAAUUUGGUUUUAGUGACGAACGUCGGCGGCGCCGGCGACGUCCACGCGGUGGCGAUUAAAGGGUCGAGGACGGCGUGGCAGCCGAUGUCGAGAAAUUGGGGGCAGAAUUGGCAGAGCAAUUCUUACCUGAAUGGGCAGAGUUUGUCGUUCAGAGUCACCGCCAGCGACAGCCGGAGUGUGGUUUCUUACAAUGUGGCGCCGCCGCGGUGGUCGUUCGGGCAGACGUACUCGGGCGGCCAAUUCCGCUAGCUGAUAUAUAUAUAUGAUGCAGAUAGUAAGUAUAUAUAUAUAUAUAUUUUUUAUGACCGAUGAUGUCUGAAUUAAUUAAUUUAAUUAAUUAAUUAAUGUUUGUAAUUGUGUAAGUGUGGUCGUUGAUCUGUGCUAAAUUAAAACAGAGUUGUUACCGUAUGCAAAUGUUGAGGCCUUAAUUAAUUAAUUAAUUAAUUAUUUGUUGUUAAUUCAGCACA
Messenger RNA from Andrographis paniculata, 1154 nucleotides. Its product is annotated as expansin-A10-like. The record is from RefSeq and is a predicted model, not a curated record. Lineage: Eukaryota; Viridiplantae; Streptophyta; Magnoliopsida; Lamiales; Acanthaceae. Bases 25 to 936 code for a protein of 303 amino acids. The transcript is spliced from 3 exons. Gene Ontology annotation, cellular component: extracellular region. Gene Ontology annotation, biological process: plant-type cell wall organization.